CACACUUAUAAUUCUAUAAUUAUAAACAAAACAAAAAGUGAAGUUCCCUAUUAACAUAAGGAAAUUGCUUAGAAAAUUUCCAAACCAAAAAAAACACAACUCCAACCAAAAUUUUCUGAAACUUUUUUCUAUGAGAGAAAUUCUUCUGCAGCUCCAAAACCCUUCUCCAAAUUUAUCACUUUAUUCAUUAUCUGCCGCUAAAAAUGGCCCAUUAUUGCUUUUGGCAGGUGACACUGCUAUUUUGGAUUAGGACACUGCGUAGUCUUUAAAUGAUCGUGAAGUGUGAUCAGCAUAUAGUCUCCUAAUUGAUUCAUAGAUUGCACCAAUGGAGAAAAGCAGAAGCAAAAGUUGGGUUGGGAACAUUUACCACAAGUUUGAGGCUGUGUGUCAGGAGGUUGAUGAAUUUGUAACUAAGGACACAGUUAAGUAUGUUGAGAAUCAGGUGCAAAAUGUUGGUGCAAACAUGAAAAAGUUAUACUCUGGUGUGGUGCCAGAUUUUCUUAUCCCAGUGGAUGAUCAUGUAAAAAGAGAAGCACAAGCUGUCAACGGGAAGCCAAAGCACUCCGUUGGCACUAAUACUAGUUCAGUGACAGGCACUGCACAGAACCCUAUCAAAGAGCAAUCAUGUCUGGAUCAGUAUGCCGAUAAUUCCCUUGAAAGCCAUAAUGCUUCAACUUCAACUGAACUUGAUGGUGUGAUAGCUUCUGAAGAAGCAGAAUUUGAUCUUUCUGUAGGAAAUGAAUGUGCCACUGCAAUUUGUAAGAACUCAUGUAAGGUUUUUAAAGAGAAUAUAACAAAGGAGGCAGCACUGGUAGAUGACGAACCAAGUACUUCGGAAGACAGAGUUUCAUCUGAAUCCUGUUCUGACAAAGAUUCGAAAGAUACAAUGUGCUAUAGCUUUUCAGAUGAUGAUAAGUGUCCUUCUGAUGUAUCAAGCUCUCAGAUUUUAAUACAAGAUAAAAUGGUCCGGGAGGAACAACCACUGGCUAAGGGAUCAAGUUCAUUUCUGGAUAAUUUGUCUAUAUCACAACUCACGGCCUCUAUGAAUGAAAAAAUGUUUGAUUGUUCGUCUGAUGCUAUCAACUGUAUUUCUAAUGUACCAAGUAGUCAAAUGGUUUUGCAACGGAAUAUCACUAGGGAGGUGCAACCAGUCGCUGAUCAACCAAAUUCUUUUGGAGAUAUGGCUCUAUCAAAGUCAUUACCAUUUUCAAUGGAGGAAAGUCGAGGAAAUUCCACCAUGACUAAGUUACCACAUCCAACUUCACUUUAUGACACAGAACUUUGGACCUUACCGGCGGAUGAGAAAGGAUGCAACAGGUCUUCUGAUGCUGCUGAGAGCAUUUCCAAUGUUUCAACAAUUCUGACGAACUUGCAAGACAAUAUCACCAGUGAAGAUCAAUUUGCAUCCAAGGAAUCAAGUCCUGCCACAGAAAAAAUUUUGCCGCAAACCUCAGCAUUGGCAUCUUAUAUACCUCCAACUUCACAAAAUGAUGCAGGAUUUGAGGUGUCCAUGACCGUGUGUAAGAGUUUUUUGGAUGAUGUUACUUGUGUUUCUAAAGAGUCAAGUACGACUUGGGCACUUGAAGAUGCUCCAAGCACAUUUCAGUCAUUUGAACCUGUACUUUCUCGAGUUGUGAAGAAUGAAAGCAUGGAUGUAGGCGCUGGAAUAUCAAACUCUUCUCUGUUAGCAGAAUCUUCAAGCCUGUCGACUUCCUUGAUUGGAAACUGUAUGCAGGAAGCAGAGUCUGAUUUUAGUAUCUCCACUGGCCUCUCAUCUUCCUUGUCUACUUCUUUAGCGAGUGCAAACAAUGUUGUUUCUGUCAUUCCAGCUCUCUCAAGUACUCCGUUGUUGACAGAUUUCAGUGAAGUAAAUGCCUCCAGUUCUCACGAGUCGGUUGGAAAUGCUCAGUCAGUUCAAAAUGACCUUGAGUGGUGUCCAAGCCCUCAGUUGAAAGUUCUUAUAUGUCCUGCAGAAAUAGGAUGUAUGAAUGAUAGCUCCAUUGAUCUUCCGGGCAUGGAAACAAUUGAUCUAACUGAUAAGGGAAAGGUCAAGGAAAGCUCUGCCCUCGUUGACAAUAAAUUACACAAUCUUGUUUCUUUUAGGCCAAGAAAAUAUAAGUCGUACAAGGAAUUAAUACAGGAGGCAUUUGCUUCUAGAAAGAGAUUGAUAAUGGAAUACAAGCAAUUGGCUGUUUUGUAUGCAGACGUGGAUGCUGAAACGAGCCAGCACGUUGAGCUCUCUCAGUUACCUUCUCUUCCUUCACCAUGUUUACAUUCACCGGAAUCGUCCACAUGCAACAUCUGUGAACCUGGGUGGGAGCUCCUGUAAAUGAGCCUUCCUUCCUGUGAAAACUGCUCCAUGUUAAUAAUUUCUGCUGAGAAUUCUCCCUGUAAAGGUUACAGGAAAACGGUUAGCUGCAAGCGAGCUAUUCAUUAGUCUUAUUUUUGUGAUAAAUGGUAGAAACUACAAUCUUUUUCCCCCCUUUUCAGGCUUGGUAAGGCUUUUGAAAUCAAUUUUGGAUAAAUAAUAUCAUUCUGCUCAAAUAAUAUGAUCAUUUUGAUCUCUUUUGUUCA
Molecule: messenger RNA, 2574 nt
Organism: Solanum dulcamara
Lineage: Eukaryota; Viridiplantae; Streptophyta; Magnoliopsida; Solanales; Solanaceae
Exons: 6
Coding region: 326-2329 (667 amino acids)
Source: RefSeq, a predicted model, not a curated record